AUGGAGAAGUUGGGCAUCAAGGAGAAGCAGCUCCUGCCCAGCCGGACCGUCUUCCACGGCAUUAUACCCGGCCUUUCCGGCUCCCCGAUCGGCAAGGUCAAGAUAAAUGUCAUGUUCGGCGGCAAAGAUCACUUCUGCCGCGAGCCGAUCUGGUUCGAGGUGGUCGACCUGGACAGCCCCUACCACACGCUCUUGGGCUGGCCUGCACUGGACAAGUUCAUGGCGAUCAGUGGGUACUUUGAUGGGUGCGAAUUCCUCAACGUACCAUGGGCCGACAACGAGCAAGCGGAUGCCCUGGCGCGGAUUGGCUCCACCCGGCAAGCAAUACUAGCUGGCAUCUCCCUCCAGUGCCUGCGCAAGCUGUCUAUCAAGCCUUCGCCGGAAUCAGAGUCCAUCUUCGUGCCGGCUAACCCCGGAGCAGUCGGAUCUGGCUCAGGGACUACAGCAGUCGGCCCGGGGACUUCGGUGGGCGGCCCGGAGACUGCUGCACUCGAACCCGGCCCAGGGAGUUCACAACCUGGCCCGGGGGCUGCAGCACUUGGCCCGGGGACUUCAACGACGCAGCAAGCAGCAGCCGGCUCCGACCCGCCGCCUCCAAACCCAACUGCCCUAGUACCAGUGUCCGUGAUGACAGUGGUAGAAGCACCAUCAUGGGCACAACCCAUCCUCAACUUCCUGGUGAGUAGAGAGUUACCAGCCAACGAGAUUCUGGCCCGGCAGGUGCAACACCGGGUAGCAGCAUACACAAUAGUGAACAGAGAGCUUGUCAGGCACAGCGUGACUGGUGUCUUCCAGCGCUGCGUAGAGCCUAAGAAGGGCAUGUCAAUCCUCAGAGAUAUUCACCAAGGCGAAUGCGGCCACCAUGCCGCCUCCAGAUCCCUUAUAGCCAAAGAUUUUGGCCGACUGCUUUGGACGACUGCUUUGGACGACGCCAAGGAGUUGGUCAAGAAGUGCAAGGGGUGCCAACACUUCAGCUCCAAGCAACACCUGCCAGCUUCUGCACUCAAGACCAUCCCCCUCACUUGGCUGUUUGCGGUCUGGGGG
Messenger RNA from Triticum aestivum (bread wheat), 1044 nucleotides. RefSeq lists its product as uncharacterized. The annotation marks the transcript as partial. The record is from RefSeq and is a predicted model, not a curated record. Lineage: Eukaryota; Viridiplantae; Streptophyta; Magnoliopsida; Poales; Poaceae. The transcript has 2 exons.